AAGGCUCCAACAGACACAAUAAUUGCACUUAACUCUGUAGAUUAUUAUGUAUUUAUUUUUAACGUGUCACAAAAACAAACGUGAACAAAUGACGUCCGUUUAGCUCCGACCUCUUCACAGCCAUUAACACGCGGGGACUCUUUACGUCAGCACGCUACGCGCCAAAUUUGUACAGCGCAGAAAGCGCAAAACAAAAACAGCCGCGGGUCCUGCCCUUUCUAAAGGAAACAGCGCUAAAAGUGGAUUGUUUGGGGCAAACUGCAUCUCCACAGGAUGUCGGAACACUUUGGAUACUCACCCAGCUUCAAGCGGCCUGCGGAAAUUUUGCGAAUGAGGCGCAAAAGAGCCCGAAGCGAAGCCGGGGCCGGGUCCACAGACAGCCCCGAACAAAGCGGCUCAUCUCCGACGUGCGUACGGACUUUCUCCCCCGAACCGCUCUCCGGCGCCCAGAACCAUUUCGGGGUUGGAAUAAAACGCAGGAACCCGUUCGCAAAAAUAGAAAACACUUACAGUCCUAAGAAGAAACGUCUAACUUUUAACGACGCCAGCUGUAACACCGAAAACUCCGAUAGCUCCGGGAUCGCAAACAAUGAGAGAGAUGAAGAAUCAUCGAAGAGAGAAGGCACGCUAGAUCUGGCUCUCAGCUUCAGGCUCGAUGAGGCACAAGAACAGGAAUACCGACAAGCUUCCAGCCAGAAAUCUGGAUCUCUGUCUGAGAGUGAUGUGUUGUUGGAAGAAGAACCGGAGGAUAUUAAAAACCCACUGCUGAAGAGCCCCCAAGCCACUGCUCCCACUGCCGUAGCAGCUCCUGUGUGCACCCAGUAUCCAGCAGACUGGAGCCUAAAGACUCGUCUCCUCCUGACCUCUCCGGUCUCCCUUUCAUGGGCAGAGCAGCUCAAGGCUCAGGAAGAAGCUCAGGGGCUCAGCCAGCACUGCAGGGCACAGUUCAGUCCCCUGCCACACAGUCCACAGGAUCCCAGGUCCUGCUCAGAGCUACGUUGUGCCUUCCAGCAAAGCCUGGUCUACUGGCAGCAUCCCUCCAUACCCUGGCUGUCCCUGUUCCCUAGGAUCAACGCUGAAAGGAGCUUCUUUGGCAAGAGCGCCCCCUGGGCUCAUGAUGCAACGCUACAGCAGAGUCUCAUGACAGAAUGGUCCGUCAGUCUGUCAUCUCUCUACAGUCUAUUAAAGGCUAGACUGUGUCCAUACUUCUACCUCUGUUCCUAUCAGUUCACAGUGUUGUUCCGGGCAGCGGGUCUUGGUGGAUCCAGCAGCAUCACUGCUUUCAUUUCCCCCACAACCAGGGGCCUUAGAGAGGCAAUGAAGGCUGAAGGUAUAGAGUUCAGCCUCCCUCUGCUGGAGGAAGAGAGGAGGUGCAGGGAGGCACAGAAGCCGACCGUUCACCAAGAGGAGGAGCAGAAGGAACAAGAGGUCACGUGCUCCGAGCUGAGAGAUACAGUUGAUGGAGAAGAGCAUGAUGGAGACGACAGAGAUGAAGACAGCACUUUGUCUUGGCUGAAGGAGAUGGGAGUCCAGGACAAAAUCAAGAAGCCAGACCUCCACACCCUACAGCUUCAUAAGGAGGGCCACGUCAUAUCUCUGGACCAUAAGCCUGAGUCUGUGAUAUGUGUGGAAGGACUUCACACUUUCACUCUCAUCAACUUCUUCAUCAAUUGGAAGGGUGUGGUUGCUUCGUCCGGGUCCCAGGCGGGGUUACCGCCCACACUGUUGGCUCCCAGUGCUUUUAGAGGAGCUACAAUGCACACUCUGAAGAGCCGUUGUGUGAAUGUGAGAAGUCAAGUUGGCUCUUCCUACCAGAACAUCAGCAGUCUGGAGAUCACAGGACCUGUCCUCCCCUCGUCUCUCCAUGCUAUCCUAACUUUACUUCGGCCUGCACAGAAAGGAAACUUCUCAGCUGCGCUUUACACACAUACUCCUACCGCGGUUAUGAACAUACACAGCACCAAGCAACAGGUUAGUGAGGCCUCGGUAGAACUGUCCUCUUGUGGUCUCCAUCCUGCUUCCAUCCAGCAGCUGCAGCAGCCUUCCACCCUGGGAAAGACAGCCCUGACACACAUCACCAUGAACAACUACAGCUACACAUGGAAGAACUAAGAGAGUGCUGAGAGUUUACACAACACAAAGAAGUUUGCAUUAAUUUGAGUUAACAGCUGCAAUCCUGAAACUCGGAUCAGAUUCCACUGUGACGCUGUGUGCAUACUGGAAGAGAUUCACAGCUACACGCUGACCAGAAAGUGAAGGGUAUUCCACGACUACAGCGGGCAAAAUAACCACUGGUGAUGUGAAGUAGACGGGAUUCAGAAAAAAAGUUUAUUAAUUUACAGGCGUCAGGUGAAAGCCUGAAGUGCUACCUGUGGGAAUGAAGAAUAUUGUUGAUUUACAGGGUAGUGGUAAAUACAUCACAGGGUCAUCUGGGCAACUGGGGCCUGGAAUGUCAACAAGCGACCAACCACCAGCUUCAAAGCAACAUGUGAUGAGCGAAUCACUUCCGGCAUGUACACCGCUUAAGUGUCUGUUUAUGUUGAGGUUUCUUUUAAGCAAAUUUUAUUGCACUGCACCGGAUGUGACUAUUUAUUAAACUCUAUAUUGCUUAAUUACUUUUAAUCUUUCUUCUCAUACAAGAUUUAUCAACGACAAAUGCCGGAAUGUUUUCAGGUACUGGAAUGCUGAUGAAAUAAAUUGUUAAAGUUA
Messenger RNA from Oreochromis niloticus (Nile tilapia), 2709 nucleotides. It is a transcript of the gene donson, whose product is annotated as DNA replication fork stabilization factor DONSON. The transcript has 12 exons. Gene Ontology annotation, cellular component: nucleus. Bases 274 to 2112 code for a protein of 612 amino acids. The record is from RefSeq and is a predicted model, not a curated record. NCBI's taxonomy places the organism in Eukaryota, Metazoa, Chordata, Actinopteri, Cichliformes, Cichlidae. Gene Ontology annotation, biological process: nuclear DNA replication.